UCUUACUUACUUGUCCUUUGUUCACUAGUACUGGUGUCACCUUUUGGGUCUUUUUGAUUCUUUUGGUUUUGCAGUGCUCUCGUUUGCUCUGGGAAAAAGAAAUGGGUGCCCUGGUUCGUGUUUCCGUUUCAGAUGAAGAGGAAGAACGGAACAAAAAACUUCUUGAAGCUGGGAAUGAGCUGCUUCAGCAGCCUACUUCUUCUUCUAAAGAGGAGCUUCUGGAGAAACUUGAUAAUUUAGAGCAUCUUUUGUCAAUGGUGAAGCAAGUUCCCCCUGCAGCAGCACGAGAUGCUUUUCGGCCUGCAAUGGAAGCACUAGUUGCAGAUGGACUUCUACGACAUCCUGACAUAGAUGUGAAGGUGUCAGUUGCAUCUUGCAUUAGUGAGAUCAUGAGAAUUACAGCUCCAGAUCAACCAUAUGAUGAUAGCAGACUUACGGACUUUUUUGAGCUUGCAGUGUUGGCAUUUGGGAAAUUGUCUUGCUUGGAUGGUCGCUGUUAUUCAAAGGCUGUCUCUAUUAUUGAAGUUCUUGCAAAGUACCGAACGUGCGUGCUGAUGUGGGAUCUCGAGUUAGAUGCGUUGAUUGUUCAGAUGUUUCAACAUUUUCUGAAUAGUAUAAGGCCGGACCACCCUGAUCAAGUAUUCAUGGACAUCGAGGAAAUAAUGAGCAUUAUAAUAAAAGAGAGUGAAGAAAUUCCAAUGCAGCUUCUGAACAUCCUCAUAAGUAGUGUUAAGAAGGAAAACCAGAAUGUGUCACCUCGUUCCUAUGUGUUGGGAGAGAGAGUUCUUCAAGAAAGUGCUGUCAAACUUCAUCCAUAUCUUCCAAAAGCAGUGAGGUCCCUCGGCAUUUCCAUUAACAACUACUCGGAAGUUGUUGAAUUGAUUUGGAUUGAGGCACUUGAAAGUAAAACUACGGUGGAAAAUGCUCCCGAAGAGCUUGCACCACAUGCUGCACCUGACAUAGUUGUUCCGUUCUUAGAUCAAGCACCUAUUUUGCUAGGGAAAGAUGAUCCCAAACAUAAAGACAAUGAUGUCGUUCUAGAGACGGAUACAAUUUUAAAGGAAUCAGAACAUGGAGAUGCAAUGAAGCAGCAAAAAAGUACCGAUUCAAGGACCGCCUUGCAAUCUGAAAACUUGGGGUUUGUAAAUGCAGCAGCCAAAAAAGCAGUAGAUCCAGAAGCUACACAGACUUCAAAGAAAAGAGGUUGGAAGCCUAAUUUUUUGAACAAACCAGAGGAAGGAUACGAUCAUGCUUGGGUAAGUGGAGAAAGGAGGUCAAAAGCCCGUAUUCUCUUGAAGGAUUGUGGGAAAGAUACUAAAAAGAGAAGUAGUUGUUCACCUAAAUGUGCAAUCUCCAAAGGAUUGUAUGGUGAGGAGAAGACUCCAAUAAUGACUUGUAUAAAGAGACACCAAAAGGAGAAAAAUGACAAAUCAAUUUCAGCAAGAGAUGCACCAGGAGCUAUAACCAAGAAGAAAGUCUCACAACCUACAUCUGUUGCUUCAGAAGAAUUUGCUGUUGUGGAGGCAUUAGAAGAGAAACAUGAAAAAGACGACAAGAAAAAUAUACCAGCCAGAUAUCGUGAUAAAAGACGGACGUUAUCUGUUGAUGAAUCAGGAGCUGAGGCAUUGGGCUUUGUCUUCUCAAUCACCAAAGAAAGCAACUUUGCGAAAACCUCUAAGGAUCAACGGAGAAGGAAGAAUUCACCAUCACAAGAAAAGGCAUUAGGUUCCGUCUCAAACACCAAAGGAAGAACCUCCCCCAAAACCUCUAAAGAACAACGUAAAAGGAAGAACUUGCCAUCACAAGAGGCAUUAGGUUCUGUCUCAAACACCAAAGAAAAAACCUCCCCCAAAACCUCUAAAGAACAACAUAAAAGGAAGAACUUGCCAUCACAAGAAGAGGCAUUGGGCUCUGUCUCAAUCAUCAAGCAAAGCAACUUCCCCAAAAGCUCUAAAGAACAACGUAAAAGGAAGAACUCGCCAUCACAAGAAGAGGAUUCUGCGGAUAAGGUUGUCAGAGAGCAUGGCAAGGAGCUCGUUGGCUGCAGAGUAAGGGUUUGGUGGCCACUUGAUCAAGUGUUCUAUGAAGGACUUGUCACUGAUUUUGACCAUUCAGAGAAGAAGCACACGGUGAUCUAUGGAGAUGGCGAUCAAGAAAUGCUUAAUCUUACAAAGGAACGCUGGGAACUAGUUGACAAUGACAAUGCAUCAGAUCCUAUACACGAGAUUGCUCCUGGUCCAAGUGAUUUGUCUGACAUGCGCCUUGGUUGCAUUAUUGAUUCAUAUCGCCAUACAAGGAAAAAAAAGAAGGCUUUGAAUGUUGAUAAUGAUGUGCCGUUGCUAACUCCUGGUACUGAAAGCAAGAAGAAGGCAUGCAGCAAAACAAAGUUAUAUAGUGGGAAAGCAACUGACGAUCCGAUGACUCCAACAAUGACCAUGCAGCAUAAUUCAACUCCAAAAGGAGUGCACCAAAAUAAAGGGAUCAAGGUUGAAGGUUCAGAAUCUGGAGUAGACGAAAAUCCAAGGAGUUUGACAACAACUAUAAAGGUGUCGCCCGAAGAUGGUGAUGUGUCCAGUGAGCUGGUGGAUGUGUGUGGCUAUAAAGUAAAAGUGAGCAGUGCUCCUAUACUUGCUGCCAUUUUUGCCAAGUAUGGUGACAUUACAGUCAACUGUCAAUGUAAAUCACUGGCUGCCAGAGCUUCCCUGCUUGAUGUUGUUAGUGAUGUUGUCAGGCGGCUGAAAACCGGUGAUGUUAGUAUUUCUUCCAUUAAAGCUAUGAGAUCUGUAGUCUCUGAUGCUGUGGAUGCCAAGCUUGAUGUAGCUUGGCUGCAACAGUAUCUGGAUGAGAUCUCUAAAGAGGAGGAUAUGGAGAAAAAGGCUUCCUUACUAAUGGCGUUAAGAGAGACUACCAUGCUCGUCUCCAAAGCAGCUAAAAAGGAUUUGGUAGAAAGCAACAAGGAGGUCUUAGCAGCAGAGAAACGACUCAAAAAGGCUGAAAGGCGCUUGCGAGAGGCCCAAAGCCGAGCAGGAGAGGUGCAAAGGUCUGUCAAAGCAUUUGAAAUACUGGGUGAAAAAGUUCAGCAGGACAUCAAGGAGGCGAAGGAUCAAGAACAAUAUUGGCUGAGUAGGUUGAGUGAGCUUUUAUAGCCCACAACUGUUUUAUCCCUCUACUAAUUUUUCUGAACACUAAGACGGUUAUCUUGACAUGGCUUAUUUUUGUGAAUGAUCAUCAUGAAGCUGGCAAAAUUGCUCAUGGUUGAAUUUUAUUUUGUACAUGAUGGUAAAUUUAACUAUUUUUGUAAACAUUCGCAUUUUGUGUAGCAUCGAGUUUGUCAUAUAGCAAAAACUAAGCUGGAAUGUUUGUA
Messenger RNA from Solanum stenotomum, 3364 nucleotides. Its product is annotated as sister chromatid cohesion protein PDS5 homolog D-like. Gene Ontology annotation, cellular component: nucleus; chromatin. Lineage: Eukaryota; Viridiplantae; Streptophyta; Magnoliopsida; Solanales; Solanaceae. Bases 102 to 3146 code for a protein of 1014 amino acids. The record is from RefSeq and is a predicted model, not a curated record. Gene Ontology annotation, biological process: mitotic sister chromatid cohesion; DNA repair. The transcript is spliced from 18 exons.